Rhipicephalus sanguineus (brown dog tick) is the source of this 883-nucleotide messenger RNA. RefSeq lists its product as uncharacterized. The record is from RefSeq and is a predicted model, not a curated record. Bases 132 to 515 code for a protein of 127 amino acids. The transcript is spliced from 3 exons. NCBI's taxonomy places the organism in Eukaryota, Metazoa, Arthropoda, Arachnida, Ixodida, Ixodidae.
CCGCUCGAUUGCCGCCCGUCUUGAUACAAAUUUAGCCACGCGUUGCGCGUAUAAAGGAGAACCGGUCACCGGAGCCCGUUCAGUCGCUCGCGUUAUCGUUUGGGGAGUCCACCUGAGGAGUGCCGGCCGCCAUGGUGUCCGCGCUAAGCUUUGUUACCGCUGCUGUGUGCAUCUGCGUCGUCUUGUGCGAUGACGGACACGGCAUCUACAAGAAGUUCCCGCCAGCUUCUUUCACCAUUGGCUUCGGCCAUGACCACGGUUUGAAGAUUGCGCACGGCGGCCUCAAGGUCGGCGUGGGCUUCGGCAGCGGCGGCGGCGGCCUCGGCCUGGGUCUCCUGCAUCGCGUGGGUGGCGGCGGCGGCUACGGUGGCGGAUACGGCGGCGGAUAUGGUCAUGGCGGUGGUCACGGCCUAACUAUAGGCCUCCUCGGCCACGGCAUUAACCUCGGCCACGGCGGAGGCUACGGUGGUGGCUAUGGCGCUUACGGUGGAGGAUACGGACACGGCUGGUGGUAGACGGACAAACCACUUUCAUCGAUUCACCUGCAUUCCCGCUUCUGGAAGCUGGGGAGGCGACCAUCAUCUGUACAUUACUGCCAUCGUCACACAUCUGACGCGGCGCCCGUCAAACGCCACCACUCUGUCCGGGUCCAUCGGUGGUUCGGGGGCGCCGCCCAGGCGGCGAAUCGCGCGGCCCACGUCCAGCGCGUCAACGGUCUCACCUGUCAGUAGCUGAGCUCUGUUCGGGGCGAGCCGACACGAGACGCCCGCCGUGCAUCAGCCUUGCGCGCCCCACGGCACAACGCAUUGCUCAAACGCGGGGCCACAUUUCACUGCCCUCGUGUGUUCAUAGAAAAAAAAAGAAAAGUUCGGCCAGUAUUUCC